This is a messenger RNA of Sphaerodactylus townsendi, 350 nucleotides long. RefSeq names its product interleukin-8-like. Gene Ontology annotation, molecular function: chemokine activity; CXCR chemokine receptor binding. The record is from RefSeq and is a predicted model, not a curated record. The transcript has 3 exons. Lineage: Eukaryota; Metazoa; Chordata; Lepidosauria; Squamata; Sphaerodactylidae. Gene Ontology annotation, cellular component: extracellular region. Gene Ontology annotation, biological process: neutrophil chemotaxis; inflammatory response; cellular response to lipopolysaccharide. Bases 42 to 350 code for a protein of 102 amino acids.
GCAAAGAAGCCUCUUGCCUUUCAGGAGCAACCAGCGAAGACAUGCCUCACCUCCCAAGGAGCACCGCGGUUGCCGCAGCUGCCUUUCUUCUCACUCUUUUCCUCUUCACUGCGACUGAGACAGAAGGAUUCUCACUGGCUCGGAUGGGAGGUGAACUGCGGUGCCAGUGCAUAAACACGUAUUCCAAAUUCAUCCACCCCAGAAACAUCCAAGAUGUGACGCUGACUCCAAGUGGGCCCCACUGCAAGAACGUGGAAGUCAUUGCUACUCUUAAGGACGGUAGAGAAGUGUGUCUAGAGCCUACUGCUCCCUGGGUAAAGACGAUCGUCAAGGCCAUACUGGACAAGUGA